This is a messenger RNA of Cornus florida, 2133 nucleotides long. Its product is annotated as serine/threonine-protein kinase VIK. The record is from RefSeq and is a predicted model, not a curated record. Gene Ontology annotation, molecular function: protein binding; ATP binding; protein kinase activity. The transcript is spliced from 11 exons. NCBI's taxonomy places the organism in Eukaryota, Viridiplantae, Streptophyta, Magnoliopsida, Cornales, Cornaceae. Bases 271 to 1575 code for a protein of 434 amino acids. Gene Ontology annotation, biological process: protein phosphorylation.
AAACAAAACCUAAAAUAGUGAUUGGAAACGACGAAAGAAGGAACCUAAUUCCAUCUCCGUUGAAAAAGUAAAAAUCACAUCCUUUCCCUUCAUUUCAAUGUCCCUUCUCUCAUGAGGAGAGUCUUGACCCAAAUUCAAAUUCCGAAACAAGAAAAAUAAAAGAACUCUCAGCCAACCACACACACUGAUUCUCAGAUUCAAUUCUACAAACAUUCGAUUGAUCCAUCAAACGAAGGUCUUUGCAAUCAAUUUCGAUCUGAUUCGAGUUCAAUGAGCAGUAGCGAAGGGAGUUCGGAGCGUGUGGCCGGAGGCGGACAGACGCCGGCGGUGGCGGCGGAGAAGAAGAAGGACAAGGCGAAGGUGAGUAGGACAUCGCUGAUACUGUGGCACGCUCACCAAAACGACGCCGCUGCGGUGCGGAAACUGUUGGAGGAGGAUCCGUCUCUGGUCCACGCUAGGGAUUAUGACAAUCGGACUCCGCUCCAUGUUGCCUCGCUUCACGGCUGGAUAGAUGUCGCCAAGUGUUUGAUUGACUAUGGAGCUGAUGUCAACGCCCAAGAUCGCUGGAAGAAUACGCCUCUAGCUGAUUCAGAAGGAGCUAAAAAAGAUAGCAUGAUUGAGUUGUUAAAGUCGCAUGGUGGCCUGUCCUUUGGACAAAAUGGAAGCCAUUUUGAACAAAAGCCUGUUCCACCCCCUCAACCAAAUAAGUGUGACUGGGAGAUUGACCCUAAGGAGCUGGAUUUUUCAAACUCUGGUGUUAUUGGGAAGGGGUCUUUUGGUGAGAUUUUAAAAGCAAGCUGGCGUGGAACACCUGUCGCUGUUAAACGCAUUCUUCCAAAUCUUUCUGACGAUAGAUUGGUGAUUCAGGACUUCAGACACGAGGUGAAUUUGCUAGUGAAGCUCCGCCAUCCCAAUAUAGUCCAAUUCCUUGGAGCUGCCACCGAAAGGAAGCCCCUAAUGUUAAUUACUGAGUAUUUGCGUGGGGGUGAUCUUCAUCAAUACCUCAAGGAAAAAGGUGCACUUAAUCCAUUAACAGCUGUCAACUUUGCAUUAGAUAUUGCGAGAGGCAUGGCUUAUCUUCACAAUGAACCAAAUGUCAUAAUUCACAGAGACUUAAAGCCAAGGAAUGUUCUGCUAGUCAAUUCUAGUGCAGACCACUUAAAAGUUGGAGACUUUGGCCUAAGCAAGCUCAUUAGAGUUCAAAAUACUCAUGAUGUGUACAAAAUGACUGGCGAGACUGGAAGCUACCGAUAUAUGGCCCCUGAAGUUUUCAAACACAGGAGAUAUGAUAAGAAGGUUGAUGUUUUCUCUUUCGCAAUGAUAUUAUAUGAGAUGCUUGAAGGUGACCCACCGAUGUCACACUAUGAACCUUACGAAGCAGCCAAAUAUGUGGCAGAUGGACACAGGCCCAUGUUUCGGGCAAAAGGUUACACACCUGAAUUGAGAGAGUUAACGGAGAAGUGCUGGGCUCCAGACAUGAGCGAUAGACCUUCUUUCUUGGAAAUUCUCAAGAAGCUUGAAAAAAUUAAGGAAAUUCUACCAUCAGAUCAUCACUGGCACAUCUUUACUUCAUGACAUGAAAGCCAAGAGAUGAUCAUUUAUCAAGAUGAUAAAUGUGCAAUGUUUGUUUGUCCCGUUCUAUCCAUUUACCUUAUUGUGCAGAUGGGGCUGUGAAUAGACUCAACUAGCUGAGUUUAUUAUAGUUAUUGCUGUAACUGGUUUCUCGGAUUCCAUUAUGAUUCUUAUCACAAACAUAGUUGGCAAUGUUUCUGAGAUCCCAUUUCUGUAGUCCAAUUGUCAUGUCUUGUUCCAAAAAAUGCAUUUCAAAUGUCCUGCUCCAUGCAAACUUUAUAAAGUGUUCAUCCUCUGUCCAGAGUUCUCUCCCUUCUUUUCCCCUCCUUUGUUUGUAAUUUUUUGUGUUUCCAGACGGAAACUAAUAAUCCUGGACAAACGAAGAUCCUUUGUUCCCUUUUUCUAUUAUUGUAUCUUUACGCGAAGAGUGAAACUUGGUGUUUAUUUUUUAUUAAUCAGUGAGAGAGCAUUUGGGCUCUUAGAUUGGCUUUUUCUGUAAAUGCUGGAUAUUGGUUUUGCAAAAAAUUGUAUAAUAGUCCAGAAAUUUCGAACUUUAUGUUA